This is a messenger RNA of Trichosporon asahii var. asahii CBS 2479, 477 nucleotides long. RefSeq lists its product as uncharacterized. The record is from RefSeq and is a predicted model, not a curated record. The coding region runs from base 1 to 477 and encodes 158 amino acids. NCBI's taxonomy places the organism in Eukaryota, Fungi, Basidiomycota, Tremellomycetes, Trichosporonales, Trichosporonaceae. The transcript has a single exon.
AUGGAGAAGCAGCUCAACUCCCCCCUCCUGAUCGAGCAGGUCGGACGCUCGACCACGAUCACCCCGAAGCAAACGUACACCCAGCUUUCACACUUCCUCGCCGGUCUUGCUCCGUCGCCGGCACGAACGCAGCUCGAGCGUCUCACGGACUCGCUCGGAGUUGAGGUUGGCGCCAUCGCCCCUUCAGAAGGAGAGAGGAGGGAGGCGGAGCGCGUUGAGGCGCGCAACAAGGCGCGCGCCGAGAAGAGGGAGGCUAAGCGCCGCGCCGAGGAGGAGGCCGCUGCCGAGGCGAGCCAGAUGCUUGAGGCCGAGAUUGAGGCCGAGGCUGAGGCUGAGGUGUCGGACGAGGAGGGAGAGGGAGGUCUCGGCGUUGGCGGAUUCCCGGGUGACGAGACCAUGGACGACCGCGGAGACGUCGAGUACGGAGAUGUUCCCGAGGACGACGAGGACGAGCCCGACAACGAGGAGGGCGCUUAA